ACCACCUAAGAUCAAUAUAGGUAGGCCGGAGCUGGGGCUCAGUCAACGUCUCAUUCUACGAAGAGCUGGCAGGAUUUCUUAUUUCUUUUAUUACCCAGUACUGAAUGCUCGCAAUUCAACAUACUAGUUUUUACAACCAUUCGGCAGCCUCCAAGGGGAUAAGUUGUAGAUAGUAUACAAUGCCAGUUCCAAUCGAAAUCGCCGAGACAAUAUUCCGGAAGAAAUCACAGUACGGCCGAUACAUCGACACCAAACAAUGGAACAAAUUUGCAGAAGUUGCACUGCCUAAUGCAGAACUCAGCUUUUUCGAUUCCGACGGCUCUAUUCUAGUGGCUGGAAAGACCCCGCUUGUUUUCUCUUCCUCCCAAGCAUUUACAAGCUUCUUCAGCAAAUUUUUCGCAAACGCUCAAACCCUUCAUAUGUUUGGACCUGGAGAAUUAGAGCAAAUAAAGUCUGAUGAGGUGAAAGCAACAUGGGGUAUGGAGGAUCAAAUCAUACUGAAUGGGACGGGAGGGCUGGUAGAGAUGAGAGGCGGAGGAUAUUAUUACGAGACCUGGAAGAUGCACGGUGAUGAUUGGUUUUUAGCAUCGUUGCGCUUAGAAAGGACAUAUCAAAAAACGAGCCUCACGGCGAAAGUUUUCAUAUUCCUCGAGAGAUAUUCUGGACUCACGUUCGUUUAAGGUGUCAUCUAUAACAACUUCAAAAUAGGGUCACGCAGCUAUACACGCAGCUCGGAAGUUAAAAAGCCCUG
Pseudogymnoascus verrucosus is the source of this 751-nucleotide messenger RNA. RefSeq lists its product as uncharacterized. The record is from RefSeq and is a predicted model, not a curated record. The transcript has a single exon. Bases 180 to 680 code for a protein of 166 amino acids. Lineage: Eukaryota; Fungi; Ascomycota; Leotiomycetes; Thelebolales; Thelebolaceae.